This is a messenger RNA of Hevea brasiliensis (rubber tree), 1682 nucleotides long. RefSeq lists its product as uncharacterized. The coding region runs from base 234 to 1466 and encodes 410 amino acids. The transcript is spliced from 4 exons. Gene Ontology annotation, biological process: asymmetric cell division. NCBI's taxonomy places the organism in Eukaryota, Viridiplantae, Streptophyta, Magnoliopsida, Malpighiales, Euphorbiaceae. The record is from RefSeq and is a predicted model, not a curated record.
GGUAAUUGGACAACCAAAAUUACCAAUCCAGAUUAAUUUUCCAAAUUGGAAAAUUAAAAGAUGGAAACAAGCGGGAACCAUGUGAACUCUGGUCGCUAAACCCAAACAGGCCAAUUUUGGCAGCCACCUAACUCAUCCUCCGCACUCCGCUCCUCUCCCUUCCCAUAAUCUUCACUUCACUUUCUUCUCAAUGCACAUCAACCGCCACUAGCCUCUCAUUUCGUUCUUAAAAAAUGUGGCAACUUCUCCUCGCUGCAGCAGUAGCAGGAUCUACUACUUUCGUAGCUAAGCACUUGUUUGCCCAGGAACGUCCUAGAGAGGACGAAAACCCUUUUCAAGCUUCCAUUGCUUCUGCAUUUGAUUCUCCUUUACUUUCAAACCAUGGUAAUGAAUCUGGAUACGAGAGUAAUAUCGAGCAGCCACCUGACGGGAUCUUUAGGUUUUCGAGUUCUACUUCUUCGUCAAGUGGCAAGAAAACUAGGAUUUUGAGGAAGAAAUCCGGGAUCACGGGUCGCCGAUUGAAAUUUGGUGCUGAAAAUGACAAGGUUGAUAAAAGAUCUGAUGGUUCCGAGAAGAGUGCAAAGCGAUUUGCUGUUUGCUUGAAGAAGAGGAGAACUGCCAAGAGUGUGCCUUCCAAGUGUGGAUCCUGUUCUUCUAAAGAUAGCUCUUUGUUUGGUUGUGGACUUGGAAUUGGAAUCAUGUACAUGAUGUCAGCUGGGAAAGCUGAGAUCAGUAAGCUAAGCCAUGCCAUGGACAAGACUUCAAAAAUUGUUCAGGAAUUAAGAACUGAUCUGUAUAAAAGAAAAACAGCCCAAGUUGCUGCAAGCACAAAAGAUUUAAUAAGUAAGAAUGAUCUUAUUUAUUAUAGAUCAGGUACAGGGCAUAAUAAUGACCCAAAAGAUGUCAAAGUGUCUGGGAUCCCAAUGAUUGAUGAUGUUGAAUGCCCAAGUAGUGUUCUUACAGAAGAGCCAGAGCCACAGCAGCUGGAAAUGGAUCAACUCGAAGCAGAGCUUGCAUCUGAACUACAAAAACUUCCAUGGUCCUAUAAUGAAGCUUCUGAACAUGAAGGAUUUAGGUUGCCAAAUAUGGACAAGAAUGAGGCUUCGUCUGGUGGGCUUCAUGAACUGGAGGGUCAAAGCAGUAUUUCUUACCAAUGCCAUGGAGUCUUGCCAUCUGAACUGGAUCAGAAACUGUCUCGUUUGCUCAUUGAACAACAGGAAAACCAAAUUGAGGAGCUAGAAUCCGAAUUACAUUCUGCACAAUCCAAACUCCAUGAGAAGGAAGCUGAACUCCAAGCACUAAAGGACUGUGUAAAACGCCUUAAUGAAUUCUCUCUAUCAAAUAUAUCAGAUGAUGAAGUUGUGACACAUGCUGAGCAAGAGUGCACCAGUGAAUGGGAUAACGAGAGCAACAUGGGAUCUGAGUCAAGGAAAUCGGUGGUGGGGAUGAAAAGGCCUAUGGAAUGAAGACUGCAUAAUUCGGUUAUUAACCUAUUUGAUUUUAAUUUGUUACACCACAUGUUAAUGUGUAGUUAUAUGAUGCUAUGUCUAUAUGAUGUGGGUAGGAAGGUAACUGAGUAGGCAGUGACAGGAGUGUAACUUGACUUGCCUCCCCUAGGCCCUACUACUUCUUGUAUUUUAACAUGUUAGGAUUUUAAUUUUAAAUUUUCCAUUUGUUUAUUA